This is a messenger RNA of Myotis daubentonii (Daubenton's bat), 646 nucleotides long. RefSeq names its product fatty acid binding protein 5 (gene FABP5). The record is from RefSeq and is a predicted model, not a curated record. Gene Ontology annotation, molecular function: lipid binding. NCBI's taxonomy places the organism in Eukaryota, Metazoa, Chordata, Mammalia, Chiroptera, Vespertilionidae.
CUCCCCAGCCGGCUCCAGCCACGCUCGCUCCCAUCGCCGCGCUCCGCUCCGCUCCGCUCCGCUCCGCUCCCGCUCGACUCCGCGCGCACCAUGGCCUCCAUCCAGCAGCUGGUCGGGAGAUGGCGCUUAGUGGAGAGCAAAGGCUUCGACGAGUACAUGAAGGAACUAGGCGUGGGAAUGGCUCUGCGGAAAAUGGGCGCCAUGGCCAAGCCAGACUGUGUCAUCACUUCCGACGGCACACACCUCACCGUCAAAACCGAGAGCACGUUGAAGACCACCCAGUUCUCAUGCAACCUGGGAGAGAAGUUUGAAGAGACCACAGCAGAUGGCAGGAAAACUCAGACCGUCUGCAACUUCGUCAACGGCGCGCUGGUCCAGCACCAGGAGUGGGACGGGAAGGAGAGCACCAUCACGCGGCGGCUGGAGGGCGGGAAGCUAGUGGUGGAAUGCGUCAUGAACAAUGUCAACUGUACUCGGGUCUAUGAGAAAGUGGAGUAAGAAUCCCAUCAUCCUUCCAGGCGGGAAUUAGCCAUGAGGAUAAACAAGCUCAGUUCAAUGAGCACAUCUCUCCACGCUUUUUCUCCCCAUUACUGUGUUCAGUUAUCACAACCAUUUAUACAUGCAACUGUUUCUGAGUUGUUUUAAU